This is a messenger RNA of Hyaloscypha bicolor E, 2351 nucleotides long. RefSeq lists its product as uncharacterized. Lineage: Eukaryota; Fungi; Ascomycota; Leotiomycetes; Helotiales; Hyaloscyphaceae. Bases 94 to 2169 code for a protein of 691 amino acids. The transcript is spliced from 6 exons. The record is from RefSeq and is a predicted model, not a curated record.
CCUACAUUCUCUCAACUCCUACUUCAACGAUCCAGAAAUAUCCAAAACUCCGCUUCAAGCCAUCAACUCUGUGUGCCCUAUCCAAAGGGCAAGAUGUCGUUCGCAGCCAAGAGUACUCGCCCCCGCGAUGGUAAGAAGGAAACAUCAGUGCGGAGUUCUGCUGACAACAGCUCUACCAAUGCCCCAAGCCAGCCGAAACGAGGGGUUGCAGACCAACCCGCAACGGCACCCAACACUCUCAACCCAUCCAAACCUUCAUUGAGCAAAUACUUCUACGACUUACCUGCUCGCCUCAACGAUUUAGAGGGACGGGACGCUACACGGGCAGGAUGGUCAUCCACGAUUGACAGCGUCAUGAACGAGAUUAUACGAAGCCGAAAAGAGCAGAGCCUGGAUAUAAAGUCGUACAACCCAGCUCAUGAAACCAGCUCAAACGCCGCCGUUGAGAUCAUAAAAUGGCUCGCGUAUCCCAACAACUGCAAACUCCGCAGAGAGGAAAACAAAAACAGAUAUGUGGAGGCGGACGUUAGGGCGAACCAGGAUGAAUACUGCGAGUGGGAGGUGGAGAGACAAAAUGGGCACCUCAAGAGUGUCACUUUCACUACUGAAGUCCCUGAGUAUUACACUUACCUUGCCAAGGCUGACCCAACUGGUGCCCUUCUCCUACGCCAGUACAAGCGCCUGAACCCAGAUGUAGCAGAUUCGAUCAAGCUUGAAGACCUCGUCGAUGCAAGAGGCGCCUACAAUAUCAAAAAUCGUUGGAAUACGAGAGGUACCGACGAGAAUUUAGGCUUGGAAGGUCGUAUCGCACAUCUGAUUCGAGAGAACAACAACCUUCAGGAAGCGGCCGAAUUGGUGGUUGACUCCACCGUCGUCCGCAGAGACGCAAAAGGAGAGUUCGUCGCUGGCGGCCGAUCGCUACUCCUUGCUAUGGUUCCCAAGGUCUCCGACAACAGCCCAAACCGGAACUCAGAUCCAAAUAUUGCAGCCUUCAUUAAUCAAUUCUCAAGGGAUGGUAAAUUGGUGACUGUGUCCAACCCAGUCGGCCUCUACAUCGAUUCCUUCGAGGACAGCGACUUCAAGACUGUGGACGGCGACAGCGUAUCGAGCUUUUGGAAUGUAGAGAGAAAGAGCCAAGACGGCCGAUAUGUGGUGCGGGCCAAGUUCACAGUGCCAACUGGCCUCCUUGGCAAAAUCUUGCACGCUCAUACGAAACAACGGUUGAAGCACGGCAGCCAGCUGGCAGAGAGUAUCUGGAUCGCCGCAUAUGUCACGAUAGCUGACUCAACAAUCCAUUCGGAAACUCCUUGUCCAGCGGCCGCCUCUCACCCAAUCUACUCCUUCAUUGAGGGAAGACAGAUCAAGCCUACAGAGGUCCCACGAGCUACCAUUAACAAUGAGCUCCGUCUUGAGCUUUUUGGAGCCUACUUGGCAUCGACCGAGAAGCCUGCCAUCAUUCUGAGGGACCUAAUUGCCACGUUUGAGGACUACACAUGGGCGGCGUUUGCAGCGGACGAGGGAAUCGGCUUCUACAGUGAGGUCGUACGAGUACGUAUGGUGCUCAUUUGGAUCCCUGGCUCCUCCGCGAAGCCUCGCUCUGGCAACACAUCUUCCAAGAUGGGAGACGCCCAGCUCCUCAAGCGGGAUGCCUUCGUUCGUCCCACGGUAAUGGUCGUGGCGCUCCCUCCGUUUGAUAACAAGACCAAUAUCCAUUCGGAGAACAGUAUCUUGCAGGUGGCCAGCUAUGACCCGCGCCUUGGUUGGUUCAACUUCUACGACAAAACUGGAGAUCGUCGUUGGCUAUACUUUGGGAACUCCAAUGACGCCUUCGCCCCCGAUACCCAUGGCCUCGGCCCAUUCUGCGGCCACCCGAACGGGGCCCUGGCGAUGAAGGAGAUUGUUGAGCCGUGGCCGCACUGGCACUCCACGCGAGCGCAGCUAGACCUAAAGCACGAUCACCCGCUCAGCCGGGAUCCGCUCUUCAGAGACCCAAACACUGGAUCGUGGUACUUCAGAUUCGUGGAUCAGCUGGCUCAUAUGGUCACUGCGGGAACCAAGAAGAUGGCCUUAAUAGGUUUCAAAAACGACGUUUUCUUGACUUUGGGCCACGGGCAGAUCCUUCUCCGACAGCAAAGCGCAUUCACCAGUGGAUCUCACAUGCUUGCAUGAACACAACCAUAGAGAUCACGUCCUCGUCUAGCAAAAUCCCUUCCAAUCCAAAUACGCCGGGGACGUUCGAUAUUCCCCUUGGCUUCUUCUUCAACUCUCAAGCCCUGGGGCUCGUGCUUGAUGGAGUAGGGGACUUGCAUCAAUUCCAUCUCCUGGGCCAAGUAUAAGGAUGCGUCAUCCAA